Messenger RNA from Symbiodinium sp. CCMP2592, 3810 nucleotides. The record is from the annotation of a GenBank genome assembly. NCBI's taxonomy places the organism in Eukaryota, Dinophyceae, Suessiales, Symbiodiniaceae.
AUGGAGAGUGCCACAGAGGCACUAGCAGUUCUGAUGGGUCCUUGGGGUGCUUGCUGCUACAGUGACGCGCCACCGGGCGUCAUUACCUCCACGCUCCACGAUAUCGCGGAUAUGCUAAAAAUCGCCGCCAACCAUCGGACGCGCAGGAGAAACCUGGUCAAAACCUCUCGCAUGAAGUUCCUCCCGCGGUCACAAGAAUCGGUGGAACGCCUCCAUGCGAGCAUCAUUGGGCGAAGCCUUGGCCGCUCCUUUGCCAAUGUGCUGCUACUGACCAGAGUUCUUAUGGCCUUCAAGGAGGCUCUUCAUCACAGCUGCAUCGAAGCUGUGCUUAGACAUCGCACUGGCCGCCUCCGCGCCGAAGUCGCGGCGCCCGAUGCGGCGGCCGCGGAACGCAGCUUCCGGGCCUGGCGAUCCGUUACGAUGCUGUGCCAAUCCUAUCGGGCCAUGGAGUCCGAGAUUGUGCGAGGAAGAGCGGCGCUGGUGAAUGUCUGGAGCAAGGGCCGAGAAGACCUCGGCCGUGCUGUGGAUCGCCUCAGCGCCCGGCUCCUUGUGGAGACUUUGGAGCUUUCUUUUCUCUCCUGGCGAGAUGCAGUGCGGCUCUCGAACUUGGAGAGCUACGCCAGCCACCUCUGCUCGCAGCGUCAGAGGACGCCUGCAGUGUUGCAGAAAGUGACCGUUUUGGCGGAUGAGGCGUUUCUCCUGUCUUGCCUGGUUUGCUGGGCCGGCGCCUGUGCGUUGCUUCGCCAAGGCCGACUCCACAAGGACGCGGAGAUGCGGCUGGCCGAGACUUUGUGCUCGGCCUCCUCCCUGAGCAGCCAACUCCAAAGAGAGGAGGCGAACAAGCUACGACUUCAGUCAGCUGCGCUCGGCUACAUGAGCCGUUCUGUCGAAGUUGAGCGGAGGUGGCUCCAAGAAACGGCUCUCAGAGCUUGGCACCAGUGCUCAAAGGGCGCUCGUGCCAGCCGCCGUGCUGCCAGCCGUGCUGCGGUCCGUGAAGAACGGAGGAGAUGUGGGGACGUUUGGCAGGCCUGGCGUUCUUGGGCGCAUUUCCGCCGGCGGCGGCGCUACAGCCAUGUACGAGGUCUGCGGGUCGUCUCCCGAACUGUGCAGUCAGAAAUCCUGACAUGCUGGCAUGGCUGGCAAGAAGUCCUGACCAAGAGAAAGGCGGAGGACAAGUCCGCACGGCUUCGCAGCCUUCGGUGGAAUACGUCGGAUCAGCGGCUGGCGCGGGCGAAGCGCCAGCUGCUGCGCGACUGCUUGACCGGUUGGGUCGAGGAAUGUCGCGAAGCCUCCAUGCGCAAAGCUCGCAAGAGGCAAGGAGAGGCUCAGUGCUUGGCCAUGGCCGCAUCCAACGGUAUUAUGGUCAUGCUGCAGUCAUUCGGAAGCUGGCGUCAGUUUGUAGAGGAAGGCAAGGCGACGCAGAAUCUGGCGCAGGCGCAAGCCAGCAAAAGCUCUGCCGUGGACCAGGCCCUACAACAGGCUAUGAUGGCGCUUGAGCGCUGCCAGGAACAGCCGGGGCCUUUCCACUGCCAGCUCUUGUCGGCUUGGCGAGGGCUCAUCCUCCAGCGGAAGUCCCGUGAGCGACAAAAGCAGCAGGCCAUGCAGAUGGCCUUCGCGCGGGAGAACAGCGCCGAGGACUCUCUGGUCGCAUGUUGCUUUUCUGGAUGGCGUCGUGCCCAAGAGGCAUGGUGCCGGCAACGUGCGCAGGAAGAGGCUGUCGCUGAUGCGCGUGCAACGACGCAUUUGAAGACCCUGGACGCGUUGAGGCGACGUGUGGAUGCCGAAGGGGAGACCCUGCUGCUAUUCCACUUCUUGGCGUGGCUUCGCAGUUUGCUUCACUGCAAAGUGGAGAAAGCCCGGAAGGAGAAGGCGAUGACUUCUGCUUUCGGCCAGCUCAUGCUCGACGACGAGAUGAUGAGGUCCCGCUGCUUUAGCGAGUGGCGACAGGCUGUCCAUGACAGCCAUCGAGAGGCCGUGAAAGCCGCCAUGGAACGCGAGGCCGAAGAUCGGAUGCGGGAAGCCCAAGAGCAGAAACUGCAAGUGAUGAGGCAAGCAUUCCGAAGUUCAGACGAGGCUUUGCUCGGAUCAGUUGUACUGGCAUGGCACCACACUUCGAGGACAGCCAAGCGUCGUAGCGCCGCACAUACUGCCGGCGAGGCUUUACACACGAGGCAGCAAGCCGAAAGAAGCAGUUUCUUCGUGGCGAGAGCCCUUGCGGCCUGGCACCUGGCCGCCAGCCGCGCCGUAGCAGCGCGGGGGGCGCGGGCCCGGCGCCGCUGUGCUGUUGGGGAGGUGCUGGACACAUGGCUUUGCCGCGCUCUCCAGCGUGGCGUGGACUCUGCGGAGCUCCGAAGCUUCCAGGUGUUGCUCCUGGACUGCUGGCAAGAGGCUGCUGCGGCCAUGCGCAGGGCCAAGAGCCGUCUCCCGGCGUCCCGAGCCCGAGCCGACCAGAUCAGCAAGGAGCUCGGCCUCGGCCUGGUUUGCCACGCGUGGGAGGCCUGGUGCCGUCUCGGCGCCGCCGCACCGAAGCGUCGGGGCCGGAAGUGGGCAGAAGAGAAAGCGAAGAGCUUAAGCGAAGAUCUUCGACGCUUGGCCUUGGAGGGAUGGCACAUCUUCGCUGUUUCUGCCCGUGGCGAGCGCCGCGUGGCUGCCGCCUGUGCGCGGGCGCGGGAGCUCCAGGUGGGAGCACGGCGGCAGAAGCUCGCACUUCUCGACUUCGCCUCCACCCAGUGCCAGCUCGCCGCCUUGUGCAUUCUCUUGCUCAGGUGGGCGCUCGUUGCCCGGAGCUACCGGCUCAGCUCUCGGCUGAAGGAGUGGGGACAUGUUGCAGCAUCUCGACAUGCGGCACGUCAAGAAGCGCAAUUGCUGCACAUCUGUCUUGCCGCCUUUGCAGCAGAGGUCUCCGAGGCUCGACGAGGGCGGAUCUACACGGACAUGACGUGCCAGAUCCAUGCAGCAGUGGCGAACUGCGACCAAACUUUCCAGAGACUGGUUCUGAAACGAUGCCAAGCCGGGCGAGUGGUCUCGCGACUUCACGGCGCUGCGCAGCUGCGCCAUCUGCGAAGCGCCUUCGCUGCAUGGUCCUGCGUGCCGUACCGGCGCCGGCGCCUUCGGGAGUCCAUGGCCAAGCUCUCCGCCCAUCUCGAAGCUGCUGCAGCAGCAGAGCUUAUGGCCGUGGCACUUGCGGGGUGGUCCUGGAAAGCUAAGGAGGAGAAGGCAUCCCGACGAGGCGUGCGAUCCUUGGCGCGAGGCGCCAAAGUCAUCCUCCGAUUGCGACGGCAGCUCCUCCUUCUCGAGGCCUUCCGGGGCUGGCAACAUGCACGCUGCUAUGAGGAGGUCUUCCAAAUGCUGACAGCCUCGCAGGCUGAUCUCGCAAACGCCGCAGAGGCCGUCGCUUUGGCCGAAGCAGCCGCGGCAGCAGCAGCGAGGAGCCAACAGGUAACCGUCCGCGUGCUUCCGACGCCAGCACGUCCGACCAGCCCCUUGAUGCAGGCUCCGAGUACGCUGAAGGUGGUCCCACUGGAGCAUCGCGUCCCGUCGUUCAAGUCGGGAAUUUUCUCUGCGCCUUUGGUCUCCCUGCAGAAGGACAUCGAGCGACACUAUGGGCAGCAGGACGGCCUGCGAGGAUCUCGCACGCCGUCACGCCCACAGUCUCGCCCGCAGUCGGCGAAUGCGCGACGUCCGUGCGAAUUCAGCGAGACGGGAGGUACGGGCCAAGCGAAAGAGUGCACCUUCGAGGCCCACUUCUCCGAAGAGGGCAUAGGAUUCGGCCAGUUCUUUCCUUCGACGAGAGAGGCCUGGCGUGCUUGA